GCUGCUAUUUUUACUUACGCUGCCCUGUCAACCAACCUACAACGUCUGCUACUCUUCUGCUAUGUUUUCAUUUCGUUAUGUGGAGCAAAACAUGCUUUGCCUGCAGAAUUUUCCGCGACAUUCCGUGAUCUGAGUGCUGAAAUUCUUUGCAUGUUUUACAAACAUGCUGAACAGACUGUCGACGGUGCUGCAGAGCGCGGCAGACGCUCUGGCACCCCCUCCACCUCCCCUGGAGGAUUUAAAGUACCAUUGGAAGAUGGUCAUGAGAUUUUAUGCCCAACGCACAAUUCAGAGCAAGUGCCCCAUAGAGGAAACAAAUAUUCCUUCUCAUCUAGAACAACUUCUGAGGAUUUUGAUAGCCGAGGAUGCUUGUACAAAAGCUGCUCCUGAAGGUCCAUGCACUUCUGCUGGUCCAUGCCUUGAAUUCUUACUUCAGCAUCGAUUGUUAGAACUACUGGUGUCUCUUGCCCGAGCAGAUUCACCACCAGGAAUGAGGAGGUAUUUACUUGGCUAUCUGAAGAGACUUGUUGCUGCAAUUUCACCCCAUCUCUUAACUCUUGCCAGCAUUCAUCUCCCUCUUCUGCGAAUUGUAGUCUUGUGUAGUCAGUCCAAAGCAUCGCCAACUGAGGCUGAAGAAAUUGAAUUUUUAUUAGCACUUUGUCAGAUCAUUCACAGGCAACCUUAUCUCUCCAUUAUCUUCAAUAAAGAGACAAAAGCUAGUAAAGAGUCUGGAUCUAGUAGCAGUGCCUGUAGUACAGUACCUGGAGUGAACUCACCAACCCAGGAACAUUCCCCAGUUAAGAGUUGUCUGGAACCCAAACAGAAGGUGGAUCAAGAAGAUCACUCAGCUGAAAAAAAUUAUGCACAAGUUUCCACUGAAAUUGGGAACUUGUCAAUAAUGUCAAGUUCAGAUAAGGAUAAUCAAAAUGAAAGCUCAAGAUCAGAAAUGGACAGUGGAUCAAAAAAUGGACCUAAUGGAAUUGAAAGUAAUAUCUCACAUGCUGAUUUUUUAAAAGAAAAAAAGAAAAUAGACUGUUCCAUUUUGGGAACUCCCAUCCCAUUGAUAAAAGAGAGCAAUGCUUUACCGACAAUGCAAGAGAGAAAUACUGAUUCUGAUACGGAAAAAACAGGGAAAGUUUGUAGCAGCCGGCAAGAGGAAGUGUUUGGUGAUCAAAGUCGAACAACAUCUGGUUCCUGUUCCCCAGAACCCUUCCUUGUAGAAGAUCUCUCAGACACUGAUAUAACAGAGGGGAGUCUUCCCUUACUUGAUGCUGUGCUAAGCUUCAUAAACAGUCCUGAUAGUGGAACGAAGCUACAUGUGUGUGAAGCCAUUCUUAUGCUCGUCUCUGUAGCUGAUGAAACAUUUUCCAGCGCUGUUUCUCGCACCUCCAGCCUUGGUCUUGUAAUGGCAGAAAAAUUGACUUCAUCGUUUCAAGAAAUUCCUUCUGAUACUGAUCCAGAUCAUUUGGAGGAUAUUCCUCAGAAUUGGGGUCCUAAAAGUUCCCAGUUAUGGUUGGAGCAUCAUGCAUUCCCUGGUUGUAGACUAGUUGCUUCCUUUGUAUCAUGGUUGAACUUCUGUGAUCAACUGACUGUUGAGAGUCCGUUUGUGAUUGCUGAGUCAGUAGCUGGGGCUGUGCGAGCUCUAUUUUUUGAAAUAGAAUUAGAAUCUGAACUGCGCACAGGAGACAUUAUGCGGCAACAACUUAUCACCAACAUCAUUUGCUUAAGCCUGCGCCACAUUUCUUCAAACAUUCUCCUAUCAGAGCUUAAUGUGUGGUUGAUGGGAGACAUACCGGAAGAAGGCACCGAAAGUGAAGUGUUGUCUUUAAGGCAACUUUUGUUAAACAACUGUCUUCAUCCAGACAUUCAUUUGAGUCUCAACACAUUGAGACUUUUUGAGCUUUUACUUGAAAACUGUGAUAAUUACGUGCUUAAUUGCUUAGUGUUGAGGUAUCUUAACAAGCGAGCUUAUUAUGACACUUCAUCACAUCAUGAUAAAACUUGUAUGGAGUCUUGGAGUGACGAGGAAGACGCAAGAGAGCGAGAGGGAACAAAAAGUAAUCAAGGACAAGAUUCUACUGGUUUAUCAAGUCGCACCUUUGCACCCAGCAAUAUUCACAAAAUCAUUGAUAGUUUUUUACAGCUACUCCCAAGUAGCUUAAGAUCAGCCACAGACUACCAAGAGAGUGGUUAUCACCAAUAUAUUGCUGAAGCACAGCGCCAGUACGCAACAAAUAUCCAAAUUUGUUCUUCUAUGGGGUGGGGCUCUGAAGCUACUUUUCCAGAAGAAGAGGAUGAAACCGCCAACUCAUCUACGAGCACUCAGCCUUUCGAUGUAGGACCAUUUCUCCAAAUGAUUUUUGAGAGAUUAAGAGGAUUGCCUAAUCAGCCCUAUGAGAUGAACCUCCAACUCACCGCCCUUGUAUCACGCUUAGCAAUGCUUCCACACCCUUACCUGCAUGAAUUUUUAUUAAAUCCCCUUUUACCUAUGGUCCCUGGUACAACAUCUCUUUACUCAACACUCCAAGCUGUGGCUCGGGAAACGCAAACAGCCUUGGCUGCUAUUCCCAACAGUAAGAAAAUGCUUGUUAGAACUCGGCAUGAGUUACUAGGAGACAUGUCUUACCACCAUGAUUCAACAAGAGACGGCUCUUGUUUGUUUGAGAGUGUGGUCGUUCUUGAGGAAUUUAACAAAGAAUUGGCAGCUAUUGCCUAUGUGAAGUACCAUCAUUCUUCUUGAGUACACGACCCACCCGCUGCACCUGUUCCACAUUGCCCUGCCUGUGCAGAGCGAAUCCGGUCAGAACAGCGGGUGGAUGAUGAAGAAGACUUGGAAGAAGAACCUGAAACAGACCACCUGGAGGAAUGGAACUGUGAAUUACCCGAACGUCCCUCCCAACCCAUGCCAAUCCCUCCCCUUUCCGUUCCUGCUCAUAACUAUAGUUUAAGAGGUAGAAUGUACCGUGUAUGUUGCAGUGCACACCAAGAUGCCUGCAUUUGCUCGUGAACUUCUCUUUUUGAUUAUGUCAAAUUGCAAAAAAGACGAGAUUAAUUUUUCUGUCCUUUAUUAAACCAAGGGUGAAUGCUCAGUUUACUCUCCAUUUGGAAAACUUGAGAUUCUAACUUAGAAGAUAGAUUAUAUUGUAAUUGUGAUUCAGAAAAUAUUCUAUUCCAUCUUUUAUUUUAGUUAGUAUAAAUGGAAUAGGUUUUAGUCAUUUUAUCUUCAAGAAACGUAAGGAAUCGCGGUGGGGAUUUUUUCUUACAACAUCCUUACUGUUAUUUUGAAGUAGUAUGGAUUUCUUUGGUUGAAGAAACAUGGCACCUUUUAAUUUCUUAAGUAUGUAUUGUGAAAAUAUUAUGGUAACAAAUGAGUAAGUCAAGUUUUGUUGUGAAGUAUCACAAAAGUCAGGAAGAUCCAACAACGCUUAGAAAAUGUCACUUUUUAUUUUCAAUAAUCAAUUAUAGCGGAAGAAGCCAACAUUUCUGCACUUCUCUAGUUCUUGGAUGUGUGUUUUGAUUUAAUCUUCAGGAAUUGUUUGGAUAGAUUUCCUAGAAUUUUUUAGGAACUUUUAAAAUUGUACCAUUUAAUUGGGUUAUUUGUGUAUGUAAUCAUACCCAUAUUGUGAUGGACGAUUCUAUGAGCUUUGGUUUCUUGUGAUGACCAUAUGCAGUAUUGUGAUUGAAAUAACUAGUCAUUUGUCAUGUUUCUUAUAUUUUUUUAGAGUAUGUGGGAGAGAUGCCGUGUGCUGUGUGAGUGUGUUUAACCAGUGUUAAUUGUGAAAAAGGGCUGCCCUUUCAUAAGUGACAAUAUAUCCAAAGACCUUCUUGAGUUCUAUGCCCCUGUGUUUUCUAAAUAUUCUCAUGAAUUAAUUAGGGUAUUUGAAAGUUCAAAUGACUGGUGGUGUGUUUUAAACAAAGAUUUGUCAAAUAAGAAACUGUCUUUAUCUUUUU
This is a messenger RNA of Frankliniella occidentalis (western flower thrips), 3951 nucleotides long. RefSeq names its product FHF complex subunit HOOK interacting protein 2A. NCBI's taxonomy places the organism in Eukaryota, Metazoa, Arthropoda, Insecta, Thysanoptera, Thripidae. The transcript has 14 exons. The coding region runs from base 164 to 2740 and encodes 858 amino acids. The record is from RefSeq and is a predicted model, not a curated record.